ACCAGCUCAUGUUGCGAUAUCUUAGGAAGCGUUCUCAUUUAUUUAAAGUAGGCAUAUUACCUAGCUCGGAUAUAAAUUAACUGAAGACAUGGCAAUCCUGUUGUACGUCACCAUAACGCUAGCGUGUACAGUCUACGUGCACGCGCAGAGCAAGUACUGCUGCACGCCCCAGCAGUGGGAGUCCGUCAACAUGUUGAUCGACGGCCGCGACACCGCUGGAAACGCAACCAAACCACUCCUCACACAGGGUUAUGAGCAAGUGUCCGUGGACGGAGUGAACCACAAGAUUGCCUCCCUGUCCACCCUUACCACUUCCUCCGGCUUCAAUAUCACUGUUCAGGUCAUACAGCUCUACGACAAGGGGAUCAUGUACACGGUGGAGGACGGGGAAUGCAAGCACUCGGCCCUGCCCGCCUGGACGCCCAGAUGUGUGCCAGACGACGCAAAGCUGUUAACGAAGUACUCGCUGGGCCAGGGUAGCGUACACGUAGACGUUGACGUGUACAGCGUCACGGUGGGGCCCAACACUGUCUUCCUGAACAUUGCCAGCGCCGACUGUACGCCCAUCUACCAGACUGCAUAUGGCUCCGCUGCCGGAGUGUCUGCGCUAUCCAUGAAGACAUACAGCAACUUUACUCUGGGUAUCAAGGAUCCGAUUGUGUUUAACGUCCCUAGCAUAUGCAACAACGCCACCUAUCUACAAAAGCUUCCUCACUUGCACCCACUACAUUGAGUUUGGGACAUUCGCUACAGUCAAGGAGAGAAUACAACAGAUUCCUUUUAAUUACGAGUGAUUUAUUUCGAACAAGGUUUCAAUGAAAGUGAUUAUAAUUUUAGAAUAAAUUUCUACCUUUCU
Molecule: messenger RNA, 856 nt
Organism: Mya arenaria
Lineage: Eukaryota; Metazoa; Mollusca; Bivalvia; Myida; Myidae
Exons: 7
Coding region: 89-733 (214 amino acids)
Biological process (GO): cell-matrix adhesion
Cellular component (GO): extracellular region; lysosome
Molecular function (GO): calcium ion binding
Source: RefSeq, a predicted model, not a curated record